UGAGGUGUGUGAGUACUGUGGGGGGCUGGUGAGGCUUCGGGCGCUGUGGGAGCUGCGUCCCCUCAGGGGCUCCGGGGUCGUGUGCGCUUGGGCUUGCUUACGCAAAAAGCGUACCAGUAUUUAGUUAUGUGUUUCCCUCAAAAGUACAUGCUUACUUGGAAAAGAGUUGCUCACUGGUGGAAGUGUAUCUGAUUUGUAACGCUUACUAGACUUUUUGGAGAGUAAUUUCUGUCACGGUAAUCUACUGAAAGUCAUCGUAAAUGCCGUUAUAGCUACUGUGAGACAACAGUGUUGUUAUGCUGUUUUGUUUUGGGUUUUGUUUUAGGGAAGGUAACUCCUUCAUUGCUGUUCUCUUUAUGGUAUUUACAACUUCAAAGGCUAAAAAUACCUUGUUACUUUUACAACUAAAUCUCGAAUUCUGAUGCUGAUGAAUUUUAUUAAUCAACUCCUUAUGUAUAUUGUAUGUAAUGCUGAGAGUGCCUGGGAUGCUUAGAGAUGAAUGAGGUGUGUCAACAGUUUUUACAUUGCCUGUCCAUACUAGAAAUGGAAAAGGUUAAGAGGUUUGUUUCUGAAGUGUAGGUCCCUUUUCUCUGUUAGAAAUUACUAAUUUCUUACUGGAUUCCUUACUAUGUCCACUUCCUUCCUUAAAGUGACUUAAUUGGUGUUUCUGCAUCUGUGUGUUUUGCUUUGUACUGUUUUAUGAUUUUUGCACUGCACAUAAAUAUUAUUCAGACUAAAUGUAAAUGUCAGGUAACUUUCUCAUCAUGCAAUUUUUUUUUCUCUUCAGCAGAAUUGUAAGUAAGCAUCUCAAAAAAACCUUUUGCUAAUACAUAACACUUCACCCCACCUCCAAACAAAAGUGAAAGAGAAAACUGUAAGAAUAGUUAUCUUGGCAGGUUUUUCUUGGAGCUAGUAUAGCAGUGUCAAUGUAGGUAGUACUAGUUUUUCACUAGUGUGGGCUGUCAUCACAGGAAGUAAGGAACAAUGUCAAAUUUGAGCAAAUAAACUCCUUGGAAUUUAUUUACCUAAGUUCCAUGCUAAUGCCACCUGCAGUGAUAGUUGGAGCUGUCUGAGGAGGUAAAGAAUAUGACAGGAGUCCAUAGUGGUAGGUGAAAGAAGACUUCGAGGCCAUGGAAACAAUGAGACCGUACUAUAGUAAAGUUAGGAAUAACUGAUUUUAUUUCAGUGUAUGAGAGAAUGCCUAUUACUAUAACUGUUAAUACAAUUUUAUAUAUAUAUAUAUUUAAAUGUUUAGUUUGGUAAUGGAGAGAGAGAACCUAAAAGUGAUACUUUAAUUUUAUUCUGAACUUAGAUUACUGUGUGGUGAUAGGAUUUCCAUGCUGGUGCAUGGAUCUGUCAGCACUUUUCCUAAUUGUGUUUCUGUAGCAUUGGGUUUAUAAAAAAGUUUUUAUGUAAUAAUUAGGGAAACACUGCCAUUGCUCUUAUGACUUCUAAAUGUUCCACUUUUUUGAAAAAAACCUACUACUUGUAUUUGUAUCCCUGUAUUGCACUAAUGGGGUAAAUAUUUAUAUGCAAAGUAUUGAGGUCAGUCAUGAAAAACUCUUUCAGUGACACAUCUUUGUUUGUAGGGUUCUUAUUUAAGACAAGUAAAAAAUGAAGAAACUUGAAACUUGUCAGGUUUUCACUGCAACAAAGAGAUAUAUACAGUAUUGAUAACUGGUUUUAAAAAUCUUCUAAUGUGGUCUUGCCAUGUAAAGUCUGAACUUUUAUUGUCUCCAAUCUAUAAGUUGAGCUUAAGGUAAAAUACUGAUGACUUGCAAAAUGGAUGCAACACGCAGUUUAACCUAUUGUAGAGGCAAAGAUUUUCACCCAGCCUUUCUGCUAAUGUAUAAUGCAUAUAAUGACACAAGAUCAAACAGCAGUCAGUUGUGCCAGAAUCAAUUUAAAAUAUAGACAAAUGCAGAUUUACUAUCACAGCCUUCAUUCUGUUAGCACACACAUAAAAUAACACUAUAUAUAUGACAGUCUUAAAGCAUGAGUAGAUUACUUUCCAAUUGCUGUCACCAUUUGGCUGCUUCUUUGCUUAUGUUAUGAAGAAAACCUAAUUUUGCUUAUAGUUUGUGAUCAGCUGCAUCUUCAUGUUCUUAUGAUGAAGUGUUCCUUCCCUUAUAUUGUGAACAUCAUUGUGGAACAUUUGAAAUAAGAAACCUAUUCCACUAAAAUAUGGUACUUUUUCCUUGAGAUGAAAACUUAUGAAAGUUACAUGAAACAAAAUAUAAAAUUAAACUUAAAAUGGAGGGUAGCAAAUCAGAAUUCACUUUUAAAAAUAAGUAAACUAAGUAGUAAUUGUGAAACUUAGAAAAAUAUAGUGCUCUUAUUUAGUGUCUUCUCCUGAAAGGAGAUAAAACUAGCCCACAAUCACAAGUCUUUUAAGCAAUCUGUGGAAAUAUAUUGUAGAUUAUUUCAGUUUUUAAACCAGAAGUUUAAAAAGUUACUAGUAUUUCUUGUUGCCUAAUUUUAAUUUUUUUUAAUGUAGGUAGAAGGCUACAUGUUCACUUUGAGUAGAAAGGAGCAUGUUCCUAAAUUCCUCCAACUUGGGUUGUCCACCCUUCCCUCCAGAACGUCAUCAACAAAGUAAUUUCUUCAGUAAGGUUCAUCUAAAUAUGCCACCUGCUCGUCUCCCUCACCAGCUCAGUUUAACUCAGUUUAACUUUCAGAGUGCAGCUUUUUCCAGGCCUCUGAGUGGGAACCUCACAACUGUUCCAGCUGUUACGCUGCAGCCAUUGACUUAUGGAAAUGGCAGUCCACUAUGUGUGUCUGCAGCCCCUAUAUCAUUCCAAGGAAGAAAGAGACUAAGUGAACAAAGUGUUCCAUAUGAUGUCAAACGGCAGCGAUUUCAUUCACCUCAUCGUGAAACUACUGUAGUUAACCAAGCAGUGCCUUUACCAGAAGAAUGUAGGUAUUCCUAUCCAGGAUCAAUUCCAUCUCCGCUGUUCCAUGCAUAUUACAUACCAUGUUUAACUGGAUGUGUUCCUCCAUUGCGAGAUGCUUCGUUUCCAGACCCUAUAGAAACCAUGCUCCCUGUGGCAAAAGAUAAGUUAAGUCAGCAGGUUUUGGAGUUGUUUCAAGCAUGUCAGCAACAGACCUGUGAUUUGAACAGAAAAGAGCUUUGCAGAAUAGAACUCCAGAGAGAACUUCAGUGUAUUUUUCCACGGAGCAAGCUCUUCUUGGUUGGGUCCUCACUGAAUGGGUUUGGCACUCGUAGCAGUGAUGGUGACUUGUGUUUGGUGGUUAAAGAAGAACCAGUAAAUCAGAAGACUGAAGCAAGGCAUAUACUCAGCUUAGUCCAAAAACUCUUCAGUACUAAACUUUCAAGCUACAUUGAACGACCUCGGCUGAUUCAAGCAAAAGUGCCAAUAGUGAAGUUCAGGGAUAAAGUCAGCUGUGUGGAGUUUGACUUGAAUGUAAACAAUAUUGUAGGAAUAAGAAAUACAUUCCUUCUGAGAACCUAUGCAUACAUUGAGAAUAGAGUUCGUCCCUUAGUGCUGGUUGUUAAGAAGUGGGCGAGUUACCGAGACAUAAAUGAUGCCAGUUGUGGUACUUUAAGCAGCUAUACUCUUGUGUUGAUGGUUUUGCACUAUUUACAGACCCUACCUGAACCCAUCCUUCCAUCCCUCCAAAAAAAUUAUCCAGAAUGUUUUAAUCCUACUAUGCAGCUGCAUCUUGUUCAUCAAGCUCCAUGUAUCAUUCCUCGUUACCCCUCAAAAAAUGGAUCAAGCCUUGGAGACUUACUAAUAGGCUUCUUCAAAUAUUAUGCCACAGAAUUUGAUUGGAGCCAUCAAAUGAUUUCAGUUCGUGAGGCUAAAGCUGUUCCAAGACCUGAUGGUAUUGAAUGGAGAAACAAAUUCAUAUGUGUAGAAGAACCCUUUGAUGGGACAAACACUGCUAGAGCUGUACAUGAAAAACAGAAGUUUGAUAUUAUCAAAGAUGAAUUUCUGAAGUCUUGGCAGAUAUUACAAGACAAGAAAGACCUGAACUGUAUAUUACCUUUAAGAAUAACCACAUGGAAAAGAUAACCAACUUGUUCCAUUUUUCUCCUUACUGGAUCCUGCUGAAAUAAAGAGGAGUAUCAAAAUCAAGAUGCAGUUACCCCAUAGUUUUUUUACAUGUUUUUCUCCUUAAACUUUGGUUACGGAAAUGUUUACAGAAAAGAUUGCAUAUUUUAUUAUUGACAUUUUUUAAUACAGGUGUUCAUUCAAAGAUAUGCUUUCUGAAAAAGCUUGCAUUGUUGACUUCUAGAAGAAACUGUUGUGACUCAAACAGCAGACAAAAUAAAUCCAUUUUAAAGUAUGGGGAUAUACUGACUUGUUUCUAUAAUCUGUGUAAUCAUUAAUUUGGAUGCGUUUAACAAUGAAAUGAAAUUCAGAGUUAAACAAAGUGUGAGUCUGACUGUAUCCUUAAGGCAUUGCACAGUGCUUGAUGAACAGACAGCCCAGGCUUUACAUCUGCUUAACGCAGUAUGCACUUUUGCUUAACUUAGCACUUUCCAGUUUUAUUUCCCUUUUACGUAGAACAACAAGCAACAGUUUAUGAAAAUUAAGUUAGAUUAUAGUUGGUAGUAUUCUGGAUACAAAGAACUACUCUAAACUGGAUUUUUCAAGCAACAGUUCUACUGCAAAGAAAUAGAAAUAAAAAAGGACAAAUCAAUAUAUGUAAAUGCUUCAUAUUCACACAGAGUAGGCAAGAUACUUUUUAGGCUUCCUCUUAAAUAUCACUACUACUUCAUAUAUCU
Phalacrocorax carbo (great cormorant) is the source of this 4753-nucleotide messenger RNA. The record is from RefSeq and is a predicted model, not a curated record. Lineage: Eukaryota; Metazoa; Chordata; Aves; Suliformes; Phalacrocoracidae.